UUUUAACAAUUUGAUCUUUACAGAUUUUAAAACUAAACCAUUUAUUGUAGAUAUUUAUUUCAUUUACUCUAAUCUCAUCAUGUCAGCGGAAAAAGAAUCUACUGGAAACGGCGAUUUUGUAGAACCGCCUGUAGAACCCAAACCAAACGACGAAGAAGAAAUGCCAAUGUCGGAAUCGGUAGCUACAAAUCCCCAGCCAGCAAGUACGGAGACCCAGGAAAUGUCACAGGGGUCGUCCAUGGCCAUGAAAACAUGGGAGAUGCAAAAUAACAUUGAAACUGUAAGCGCUGUGGAUGAGAUUUAUAAAUAUGACUAUCAAGGGCAACAAGACAUGCUGGCUGCUAAACCGUGGGUAAAAGACCCUCAUUAUUUUAAAAAUGUAAAAAUUUCUGCACUCGCUUUGCUUAAAAUGGUCAUGCAUGCUCGUUCUGGUGGUAAUUUAGAAGUAAUGGGCCUUAUGCUGGGUAAAGUGGAUGGGGAGAAUAUGAUUGUAAUGGAUGUAUUUGCUUUGCCUGUAGAAGGUACUGAAACAAGAGUCAAUGCCCAAGCAGCUGCAUACGAGUACAUGGCUGCUUAUAUUGACAGCGCAAAGCAGGUCGGACGAUUAGAAAAUGCCAUAGGAUGGUACCACAGCCACCCUGGGUAUGGCUGUUGGCUAAGUGGUAUAGAUGUUGGCACUCAGCUUUUAAACCAGCAAUUUCAAGAACCCUUUCUUGCUAUUGUGGUCGACCCAACUAGAACUAUCAGUGCUGGUAAAGUGAACAUUGGAGCGUUCAGAACCUACCCUAAAGGAUAUAAACCCCCAGAUGAUGGACCAGAUGAAUACCAAACUAUACCACUUAACAAAAUUGAAGAUUUUGGUGUCCACUGCAAGCAAUAUUACUCACUUGAUAUUUCAUAUUUUAAGUCCGUACUGGAUAAAAAGUUAUUAGAAAGCUUAUGGAAUAAAUACUGGGUGUCUACUCUCAGCUCAUCUAGUCUGUUAACCAAUGCUGAGUAUAUGACUGGGCAAGUAAAGGACCUUUCUGAAAAGCUGGAGCAAGCAGAAACUCAAGUAAAUCGGACAUCAAGUUACUCGUUCGAGGCCCAUGAGCGGAAAACUGAAGAUAAACUUACAAAAGCUGCAAAGGACAGUAAAAAAUUAACUAUCGAAGCAAUACAUGGGCUCAUGUCUCAGGUUAUAAAAGACAGACUUUUUAACCACAUGAAAACACCCCAAGAACAUGGUGCCACUAAUUAAGUUUUCAUUUAAAAUUGAAAAGUUCAAUUUGUAAAAUUUUCGCUGCUGUUUUGUUAUUCAAGUGUAAUUUAUCAAAACUCUGCAUGCAGUCCAAAGUUUGUAUUUAUUAAAAAAUUCAUUAUGCCAUACUGUUCUUUGCAUUAAAAUUAACUGCAAACUUUAUCCUUUACACCA
Molecule: messenger RNA, 1414 nt
Organism: Ciona intestinalis (vase tunicate)
Lineage: Eukaryota; Metazoa; Chordata; Ascidiacea; Phlebobranchia; Cionidae
Product: COP9 signalosome complex subunit 5-like
Molecular function (GO): metallopeptidase activity; protein binding
Source: RefSeq, a predicted model, not a curated record